Rotaria socialis is the source of this 477-nucleotide messenger RNA. The record is from the annotation of a GenBank genome assembly. Lineage: Eukaryota; Metazoa; Rotifera; Eurotatoria; Philodinida; Philodinidae.
AUGGCAUUAGACGAAAUGAUUGACGGAACUGAAGACGUUCUUUUAUUUUGGAAACGUCAUGCACAAUCAUUUCCUACAUUGUCUAUAAUCGUACGCGAUCUUUUUUCAAUUCCAGCUUCAAACACCAUCGUUGAAAGGUUAUUUUCUGCGUCGAAAAACAUUGUAACUGAUCGAAGAUCAAGUAUAGGUGAAGCGAAUCUCAACAAAUUAUUGUUUCUCAAAACGAAUCUCGCCGCAUUAAAAGAAUUAAAUGAUGUAAAAAUAAAAAAAAAUAAUGAACAAAUGAAACGAAAAGUCUCUACAGCCGAUGAUGAAUCAAUCGUCACCAUCAACCACAACGACUCCAACAGCUUCAGUUCAUCACCAAUUACAAAAAAGACAAAACCUAACGAGGACAAUGAUGAUGACGAAUCUCUAAAAGACAACGAUGACACGAACGAUAGUAUUGAACCGUAUAAUAUUUUUUUGGAUUUGUAA